Cryptomeria japonica (Japanese cedar) is the source of this 3449-nucleotide messenger RNA. Its product is annotated as probable LRR receptor-like serine/threonine-protein kinase At3g47570. The transcript is spliced from 2 exons. Gene Ontology annotation, molecular function: protein tyrosine kinase activity; ATP binding; protein binding. The record is from RefSeq and is a predicted model, not a curated record. Gene Ontology annotation, biological process: protein phosphorylation. Lineage: Eukaryota; Viridiplantae; Streptophyta; Pinopsida; Cupressales; Cupressaceae. Bases 102 to 2666 code for a protein of 854 amino acids.
UAUAACACGGUGGGCUUUGGUAUUUUGUAGGCACAUUUUCCUCAUUUAUUCCACUCAAUUGCGUUGUGUGCUUCCCCUGCCUCGCUGUAGUUUGUUCUACCAUGGCUGCUCUUUCGUUGUUACUUUCAGUGCUUUCCUUAUUUUUAUUCUCUGCUCUUCCUCUUUCUCCUCAGCAACAACAACUGCUCUUGCAAUUUAAAGCUGUUGUUUCCAACAACGGCAAUUCUCUGCCCAAUUGGAUUCCCCUUAACCCAUUCUGCAACUGGUCCGGUGUUAUUUGUCACCUCUCUUCUAACUAUGUUCGUGCCAUCAAUUUAACCCAGAGGACUUUAGACGGCACCAUUUCUCCUGUGCUGGGGAAUCUUUCAUCUCUUCGAUCAAUAGAUCUCUCCUACAAUAACCUCACUGGUACAAUUCCUUCUCAACUCGGCCAACUCCGACAUCUACGGAUACUCUGGCUGGACAACAAUCAAUUACAAGGAUCCAUUCCACCUACUCUGUCUGCCUGCCGCAGUUUCUAUUUUCCGGCACCAUCCUAUAACCAAUUGCAUGGUACCAUUCCCCCUGAGCUAAGUCUUCUCACAAGUUUGAAGUACCUCUACUUGGGCUCAAACAGUCUCACGGGUACAAUUCCGCUCUCUUUCAAAAAUAUGUCCGCUUUAGUUGAAUUGGACAUGACAGAAAAUAACUUAUCGGGCAUCCUUCCUAGCUCUUUAGGAAAUCUAUCUGCAUUGACUUUACUCAGUUUGGCAGAAAACCAUCUCCAAGGCCCCAUUCCUCCUGAAUUGGGAAUGCUCACUCACCUACAGAUGCUUUAUCUGUUUGAAAAUAACUUAUCAGCCACCAUUCCCAGCUCUUUAACUAAUCUCUCAAAUUUGAAUGCAUUAGGUUUAUCUGAAAACCAGAUAAGUGGACAUAUUCCGUGGGAAAUUGGUACCAAGCUCUACAAUUUGGAAUUACUUAGUUUACGGGGAAAUCAGCUUACUGGAAACAUACCAAAUUCCUUAGGAAAUUGUUCCAGUCUAGAGGAAAUUUAUUUAAAUCAAAAUCAACUAACUGGAACGGCUCCCGUGGAGCUGGGAAAGUUGAACUUUCUUCCCCGGCUUAUCCUACGCAACAAUCAACCUGUUAGUGACAACUGGAACACAUUGGCCUUUCUCACUGCUCUCACAAAUUGCUCCCACUUGCAAAAAAUAAUCAUUUCAUAUAAUAAUUUCAGUGGUAUAUUGCCCCCAUCCAUAGACAAACUGUCUUCCAAUCUCCAAGUCUUGGGUUUACAUGUUAAUAUGAUAAGCGGGAGCAUACCACCACAGAUUGUCAAUCUAACAAAAUUAACCUUCUUACAUUUAGGCAAUAAUCUUUUCAAUGGCAAUAUUCCAUCUGGAUUUAAAAGAUUCCGUCAGUUGGAAAGAUUGGAUUUGGGUGGUAACAAAUUAGAAGGAAGCAUUCCGAGCGAGAUAGGCCAAAUGCAACAUCUCGGACUUCUAGAUCUUGGUCACAACCAAUUAUCUGGAAAAAUACCAGAUUCUCUUUGUAGCUGCCAGCAGCUAAGACGUGUUUUUCUUCAGCACAACAAGUUAUCAGGAAAUAUCCCUGUUAGUCUGGGGGGAUGUCAAAACUUGGAGGUCCUCGACUUAUCUUAUAACAAACUAGGGGGGAGGAUGCCUGGCGAAGUCAUUGCCAGCCUUAAAAACCUGCAAUUCUACCUUAAUCUUUCAUGGAAUUCUCUGCAAGGGUCCAUUCCACAUGAGAUGAGUAAAAUUGUUAUGGUUCAGAACAUAGAUGUAUCUGGAAAUCAACUUACUGGGGCCAUUCCAAUUUCUGUAGGAGACUGUAUAGCAUUAGAGCAUCUAAAUUUGUCUCAUAACGCCUUUGAACGUCCAAUACCUGGUUCACUCUCGAAAUUAAAAAAUCUUGAAGAAAUGGAUCUUUCUUUCAAUAAUUUCUCAGGGCAGAUUCCAGAAGGAGGGUUGUUUCCAAAUAGAAGUGUUGAAAUGUUGUUAAUGGGGAACCCUGGCCUAUGUGGCCCCAGAAAUUAUUCUUUGCCUCCAUGCCAAAAUCAGAGCCAGAGAAAAUGUUCCCUACACAGAAAAAUAGUCUUAUCAAUUGUGGGAACCAUUGCAUUUAUAUUAUGCUGCUUCAUUAUAGGAGUGCUAUGGAGGCGUAAGUUUUCAAGGCAGCUAGUCCGUCCCCCAAGCUUUAUUUUCCCAGGGCUCGGCUAUCCCAAAUUUUCUUAUCAAGAUCUUGUCAUUGCAACAUCUGCGUUUGAUGAGUCAAACUUGCUUGGAGUGGGUAAUUUUGGAUCUAUCUACAAAGGCAUCUUGAGGGAUGGUAGGGUAAUUGCCAUCAAGACUCUUAAUUUGCAAAUUGAAGAAGCUCUUAAGAGUUUGAAGAGAGAGUGCAAAUUGUUAGGGAGGAUUCGGCACCGUAACCUCAUCAGAAUUAUAAGUGCAUUUUUCUACCCUGACUUGAAAGGCUUGGUUCUUGAAUUUGCAUGUAAUGGGAGCUUGGAAAAACAUUUGCACCUUGACAGGGAUGUUCAAGGCUUUUGUAAAUUGGGAUUGACUGAGUGUUUGAGCAUUGCUCUAGAUGUAGCACACGGCAUCGAAUAUUUACAUCAUGACUGCCCUCUACAAAUUGUGCACUGUGAUUUAUUUACAUCAUGACUGCCCUCUACAAAUUGUGCACUGUGAUUUAAAGCCCAGCAAUGUACUCUUGGAUGCCAACAUGGCAGCCCUUGUGACCGAUUUUGGUAUAUCCCGUUUAGUUGGUACUCCAAACUCCAUAGAUUCAAUUAGCACAGCAACAUUUGCACUGAAAGGAUCAAUUGGAUAUCUUGCUCCAGAGUAUGGAUUGGGUGGGGAUGUUUCUAUUAAGGGAGAUGUUUAUAGUUACGGAAUUCUGAUAUUAGAGAUGGUCACAAGGAAAAGGCCAAGCGAUGACAUGUUUGUGGGAGACAUGAACCUGCGAAAGUGGGUGAGCUCAGCUUUUCCAAACAGACUGGCCGAAAUUGUUGAUUGGGAGCUAUUCAGAGAUGUGAAUGAAAGCAUGGAUGACAAUAGAUGUCUCCUUUCUUUCAUUCAUGUUGGUUUGCUUUGUAGUAGUGAAUCACCGAGAGAACGACCUUCAAUGAGAGAUGUAGCCAACAGCUUGGAGAGCCUGAAGACAUCUUUGAUGGGAAGUGCAUCUACUUCCAAUUUAAAAUGUACCAUAUCAGAACUCCUGGUCAAUACCAAUCUCACAGGAACCGAGGAAUGUGACAGUCAAAGUUCUACAUUUUAGAUGUUUAUAACUUCCAUUGCGAAGUUUUAGUCCUUCGUGUUUGGUAGUUUCAACUUUUUAUUCCAUCAUAAGCUAAUCCACCUCAAGUUAAAUUUAGUUCUGUGAGCUUAUCAGUUGUUCUAAUCUUUUUGUUUUCAUUAGACUAGCUUGAGAAAGUAUGGUGUUGU